AUGCAGGCGGGCGACAUGACUCUCGACAUCCCCUUGUUCGAGGCCUGCCGCGAGGACCUCUCCGACGGCACCGCCUGCGGUAGGGCGCCCGUCGGCCUCCGCAGAAAGUGCCUCCUGUCGCCGAAGAACCGGGACACGCUGUCCGAGAAGUGCAAGGUGGCCCUCUUCAAGAAGGAGGUGGAGGAGUCCGAGGACCUGCGCCUCAGCACGGACGUGCUCAAGGUCUGCGGGACGGCGAUCUCGGCGGAGUGCAGCGACAUCCCGUUCGGCGAGGCCAGGAUGCUGAUGUGCCUGUGGGACAAGGUCGUCGCCGCCAAGCGCGAGGAACACGAAGAGUGUGCGGGCAAGGUGACCGACCUCAUCGGCAGACAGGUGAGUCACUAUCAGCUGGACUUCCGGGUGCGCACCAGGUGCGCUGACGACAUCGGGAGGCAUUGCGCAGCGGAGAAGGAUCGCUGGUGGACAGCCUUCCCAUCGACAAGCUCUUCGGCAAAGAGGGCCAGGGCGGUAAGGUCCUCAAGUGCCUGA
Messenger RNA from Prorocentrum cordatum, 528 nucleotides. Lineage: Eukaryota; Dinophyceae; Prorocentrales; Prorocentraceae. The record is from the annotation of a GenBank genome assembly.